GUUUACCCCAAAUCAAGGAUGAGGAGGAGAUGAUGAUGCAACAAGCAAUAGCGUUGAGUCUCCAACCGGACGAGCCCGCGGCCCCUAGUGCUCGGCAAGACUCCUCCAUCAGUUUCCUAGCUCAAGAGACUGAUCUCCUGCAUCUCGAUGACUCCGAAGAUUCCGCUUCUACUACCCGAGUAGAGCGGGUAGUGAAUAAAGCUGGCGAGAGUGACGCGAAUGGGGUUCAUUCUGGCACUGAGGUGGUCGAAGUCGAUGCUGGUGAGAAGUCCCCGCAGCAAAAAUGA
Molecule: messenger RNA, 287 nt
Organism: Perkinsus marinus ATCC 50983
Lineage: Eukaryota; Perkinsozoa; Perkinsida; Perkinsidae
Exons: 1
Source: RefSeq, a predicted model, not a curated record